AUGGGGUUUCAGUAUGGGGAAAAUCCGGUCAUGUCACGACAAUCAGGGCAACAGAUGAUCUCACUUGAUGGUUAUUCUCGGGAUCAAUCUGAUCAACAUUUCGUGGCUACGAAUUCGGAUUUCCAGCUACCAACACCAAACUACAGUCUCACCGGUCCAAUAACGGGUCUGCCACAGUCCCCCAGUUUUUGGAGCAACCAAGCCGUAACCUCGUUCAACUACGGCGAUCAAACCUCAAACGGCUACUACGCAAGCUCAUCAACAGUAACAAGGAAUACUAGCAGUAGUAAUUGCCUGCACAGGAAUCAUGUUUCUGAUAUUCCUCGCACCUGGGAUCCUUAUGACCCGCGGAUAAUCAACAACAGCAGCAUGGUUAUGGAUCAGGUUGAUUCCUUCUACCCAACGGAAGAAGAUCACAGCGAUGUAUCGAUGUCCCCAGCAAUGUCUACACCAGAACUUGGCGAUCGCAGCGACCACCAACGGUAUUCACACACAAGUCUCAGUCAAAGUCCUAAAAUGGAAGAAGAAAGUUUACCAGCUGGGGAGCUUGAUGGUUUUAACCAACCGACGCAAUUCUGCCUCCCAGGCAAGGACGACUCUGAUGAUGGAGGCACCAUGUCCCGUGAGAUGACUGCCGUCGAAAUUGAUGAACAUGCAGCCGAUGAACCAUACGCAAAACUAAUUCAUCGAGCCCUCAUGAGCGUUCCAAACCAUUCCAUGAUACUUCAAGAGAUAUAUCAAUGGUUUCGAGAAAAUACUACAAAAGGCACCCCUGACAAUAAAGGGUGGAUGAACUCCAUUCGCCACAAUCUUUCCAUGAAUGCGGCAUUUCGAAAGACGGAACGGAAGAUCUUUGGUGAUGAGACGAAGAAGUCUACCGAAUGGGUUUUAGCGGACUUUGCUGUGAGGGAUGGAGUCCAGUCUACCACGCGAUAUCGAAAAGGUACAGGAGCGAAGAAGGGUGCAAGAUCGAACAGUCACAUUCGCUCUCGUCAAGACUCUGGCCGGAGAGGAGGUCUGUCGGCAAGUAAAAACAAGUUCACGAGGCAACGAUUUCGGGAGCAGCGUACAGACACGCGUCGGGCUUUGCAAAGCUAUGACUUCUUACAAUCUCAAUAUCAGUCUUCUGCGACAUCCAACAUGGGCGCACGGCACAAUUCGCCAUCAACACCGCCAAGUCAUGAACAGAUGGGUUUGGCCAGUCCGUACUUCAAUACCCACAUGAAAUUGGAGCCUUACGAGAGACCAAUGGACCUAAUCUCCCUUGAGGAUGUGCAAGGGGCUUAUUUGAAUGGUGAACCUGUGUUUACUGAUCAGCAAGAUGGUUCUGGCUAUUUUGAUGGACUCCCUCGCUACUAA
This is a messenger RNA of Glarea lozoyensis ATCC 20868, 1359 nucleotides long. Its product is annotated as Winged helix DNA-binding protein. Lineage: Eukaryota; Fungi; Ascomycota; Leotiomycetes; Helotiales; Helotiaceae. The coding region runs from base 1 to 1359 and encodes 452 amino acids. Gene Ontology annotation, molecular function: DNA-binding transcription factor activity, RNA polymerase II-specific; RNA polymerase II cis-regulatory region sequence-specific DNA binding. The transcript is spliced from 2 exons. Gene Ontology annotation, cellular component: nucleus. Gene Ontology annotation, biological process: regulation of transcription by RNA polymerase II. The record is from RefSeq and is a predicted model, not a curated record.